AUGGCCAAUCAAGGCUACGACGUCGUCGUGGACGUUGAUGCGGAGGGUGACCUCGGUCACACUGAUCUCCAGGAAGAUCUCGAAUUCCACCCUUCAAACUUCGAAAACGACCCCCGCAGUGCCAAAAUCCAAGCCGAUUCCCAACCCUUCCUAGGAAGCGAUAGCGGUCCAUCACGCAGCGGCGGCGGCGGUGGAAUCUCAUCCGGCAACGUCGGCGGAAAGCAUCAUCUCUGGACAAUCCAAUACUACAGCCAAUUCUUCGAUGUAGACACCAAUGAAGUCGUCCGCCGCUGUGUCGCUGCCGUAUACCCACGCUCCAACUUCUUGGAUGUUCUGGAUGGGAAUCCGGAUUUAUACGGACCGUUUUGGAUCGCGACUACGGUUGUCAUUAUCCUGUUCUUGACGGGGACUAUAUCUCAGUAUUUGGCGCAUGAGCAUGAUGAGCAUUUUGAGUAUGAUUUUCGACUGCUUUCCGGUGCCGCGGGGCUUAUAUAUGGGUACACGGGCGUGAUUCCCAUCGCACUCUGGGGCGCUUUACGCUGGUUCGGCAGUUCUAGCGCUGACCUGAUUGAGUGCUGGGCUCUGUAUGGGUAUGCGAACCUGUUAUGGAUUGCUGUUGCGUUGGCGAGCUGGAGUCCCCUGACAGCAUUGAACUGGGCUCUGGUUGGUGUCGGAUUUGCGUGGACGGUGUUUUUCCUCUUGCGGAAUCUGUAUCCGGUUCUUAGUGCGACGGAUGCGAAGACGAGUAAGAUUUUGCUUAUCUUGGUUGUUGUGUUGCAUGCUGGGUUGGCUAUUGCUAUCAAGGUCUUGUUCUUUGCUCAUGGCAGCCCCGCCUCAAAGAAGAACCGCCAUGACAACGAUGACAAGGAUAAGGAUCAUGAUGACAGGCGUAUGUUUUUCUAA
Talaromyces marneffei is the source of this 903-nucleotide messenger RNA. RefSeq lists its product as uncharacterized. Gene Ontology annotation, biological process: vesicle-mediated transport. The record is from RefSeq and is a predicted model, not a curated record. Gene Ontology annotation, cellular component: Golgi apparatus; membrane. The coding region runs from base 1 to 903 and encodes 300 amino acids. Gene Ontology annotation, molecular function: small GTPase binding. Lineage: Eukaryota; Fungi; Ascomycota; Eurotiomycetes; Eurotiales; Trichocomaceae. The transcript is spliced from 4 exons.